Messenger RNA from Ziziphus jujuba (common jujube), 672 nucleotides. Its product is annotated as large ribosomal subunit protein eL20z. The coding region runs from base 147 to 569 and encodes 140 amino acids. Lineage: Eukaryota; Viridiplantae; Streptophyta; Magnoliopsida; Rosales; Rhamnaceae. The transcript is spliced from 5 exons. The record is from RefSeq and is a predicted model, not a curated record.
AGGAAAAAGGAACAAAAAAUUGAUAAAAAGGGUGGCAGUUGUUUCGGUUAAAAGGAGGGAACAGUUUUUAAUUUCAAACAAUGAAACAUUGUGAUCUUCUAUCUCUUCGUUCCCAUAUCUCUGAAAGCUGGUCCACUUGAUAAUGCAUGAAGACAGCACAGGAAUCAUUAAAUCACAACCCCAAGCCUGACAAACUCCAUCCAGACAAGCAAAACAGUACUGGGCUUACAUUGAUGCAGCAAGGUGGAGAUCAUGAUCAUAAAAGAGAGAUGGUGGUGAUGCAAUUCCAUGGUGAUGGAAGGGAUUUCUCUUUGCUAACGCCGGAAGCAGUCAGAUUCUCUGGUGGACUGUAUGAUAAGCCUCUUUCAUGCUUUGGUUGUGGCAUUGGAUGGUUCUCGUUUCUCUUGGGAUUUGCGUUUCCACCACUUUGGUAUUAUGCUACAGUGCUUUACUUUGGGAAUUACUAUCAUAAAGAUCCAAGAGAGAGACCUGGACUUGCGGCCUCUGCUAUUGCAGCUUUAAUUUGCUCUGUCAUUCUCUUGGUUUCUCUGCUUGUUGUUUUCUGUUAGCACAUGGUAAGAAAUUUUUCCCCGGAAAAUGUAUAACGUUCAGCCACAAUUGUAGAGUCCCUAUCAAAGAAUAAAUUGGGAGCAGAGCUGUUGUUUAGUGUAA